Molecule: messenger RNA, 1923 nt
Organism: Photinus pyralis (common eastern firefly)
Lineage: Eukaryota; Metazoa; Arthropoda; Insecta; Coleoptera; Lampyridae
Exons: 3
Coding region: 566-1006 (146 amino acids)
Biological process (GO): hemocyte migration
Cellular component (GO): membrane
Molecular function (GO): growth factor activity
Source: RefSeq, a predicted model, not a curated record
CCAGAACAAAUGGUUUAAAAGUGACAAUUCUUUUACGAGUAACCCGUUGAUUCGUAAUUUCGCGGAAAUUUAGACGAUCAAAGUUACUCACUGGUCAUACAGUAGAUACUCAGAGAGUGAUUACAUGUGCGUUAAAUUUCGGAAGCAUCUCUGAUUUCAUAUGUCCAAGGAGUUGGCGGUGAAGACGUCCGGCGAGGGAUUUUCCAAAAUUUAAGCAAAAAUGAAUGAUGAUACGGCGAUAGGAAAUUUUAUAAAAGCGUGGAGUGAUUUCGAAUUAAUUUAGUCGACGGCGCGACUCCCAAUAGUAAACAGCACCAGUUCUAAAACGGUUUAACAUCCUUUUCAUCGAAUUGCUAAAAAUAAAAAAUAAUGCGCUUGAAUUUAGUUCCGAUGUAUCAACACAGAUAAGCGGUGUUUGUCAUUCAAAAAAAAAAUUAACGUUCGAAGUGAUUUGACACAAACGAAGCAAUGAAAAGAAGGUUCAUUUUCUGCUUAAUUAAAGAACCGGACCAUUACUUUUUUAUAUAAAGUUUUGUGGCAGUGCCAACCAGAUUGUAUAAAUAUAAUGGCAAUAAAGUGUCUUCCUACGCUUGUAUUUAAGAGCAUAUUAGUGUGUGGACUAGUUUUAUUAAUAAUUUCCACCUGUGAAUCGCAACUGUCUAGACAAGAGAAUGUGAAGAGGUUUCAGAGGCACAUGGAGGUCCUGAAAAGAUUUCCUUGCGAUCUUCCGCAACCGCGCUCGAUUAGUGUAGAUGAACUGUUAAGUGACAGGUUAGAGACGUUUGAAAGUGCACAACCACAUACGACCGUCUUGCACAGGUGCGAUUCCGGUACCGGUUGCUGCUCUCAGAAGUCACACGUGUGCACGGUGGCCCACUCGGAACAAGUGGAACUCCAUUUUUACGUGACGGACACGGUGCGACAACGAAAUUCGGAAUUUAGAGAGUUCUUAGUUACAAAUCAUACCAGAUGUUCCUGCCAAUCGAAAAAGAACGAUAUAAAAUAAUUAAUGUCAAAACACGAGACUACUUAAUUUUAAAUUUCAAAGUGACUGAGGCAUUCGAAUGCAAUUAUUGUAAAUAAUUCGUUGUAUUAAUUAUCUAAUACACAAUGUGAUUUGUAAGAUAUUAAUGUAAGUUAUUUAUUUAUUUUUAUACUUAUUAAAGAUGUGUGAUAUUUAUAUUUAAGCGAUAUCUAUUGUGAAAUUAUUUUUCCUCCAUUUAAGGCCGAUAUUUACCUAUAUACGAUUUUUAUGGUAUCCAUUAAAUCGCUUUAUUUGGACGUAUAUGUCAUACUUGUACUUGUUUAAAUUCAUUUCGUUAGCAUGUUUUACUAGGUGCCACACUGUUACGAAGCUCCUUACAAUUGUAGGGAAUUAAUAUUGAAGCAAGAAUAUUUCAAAUUGACCAUCUAACCUCAGAAGGUUUCGCUUUAAAUUUCAAAUCGGAGGAUAUCUCAACGAAGAAAGGUCUUCUCUUUUGAUAUAUUACGAGUAGUAGGGAAACACUGCUAUGGUGACCAAAAAUGUAUUUAUUAUCAAAAAAAAAGUCAAAUUUUCAUUAAUCGUUAACAUUAAAAGCAAAUCCAGAGUGCCGUACUCUACUGCAAAAACCACAAAUAAUAGGUUGUUGCAGGUACAGGUUUGUUAAAAGCAAACUGGGAGAACAGUGGGCAGGUGAACGAGGUGGGUAAAGGUACAGCCAAGCAAAAGUUGGCAAAUUAGAUUUGGCCAAAAACAUUGAAUGAAGCAAUUCCAGCAGGGAUUAGUAGAAGAGAACUGGAAUAAUUAAGAAUUCAUAUACAGUACGUAUAUUUUAACUCUGAACAUAUAAAUCUCAUGUUCAAUUCUCGUUGCAUUGAUAUGCCUGACAGUUAUGUAACCCACCUUACUACCAAUUUGACAGCAGUGUAAAAAACUAAAUA